This is a messenger RNA of Hypomesus transpacificus, 2360 nucleotides long. RefSeq names its product proliferation-associated 2G4, a (gene pa2g4a). Bases 118 to 1293 code for a protein of 391 amino acids. The record is from RefSeq and is a predicted model, not a curated record. NCBI's taxonomy places the organism in Eukaryota, Metazoa, Chordata, Actinopteri, Osmeriformes, Osmeridae. The transcript has 13 exons.
GAAGGGGCUGGCUUAGUGGGUUUAGACCUGACGACCAGAGAUCGGACAGUUAGGAGCUUGGGAGUGUGUCUGUUGGGUUACUUAACACAUUGAGUUGUAAAGAAAUCCGCCGUUAAAAUGUCUGAUGACGAACAAGAGCAAACUAUCGCCGAAGAUUUGGUAGUCACCAAGUAUAAAAUGGGAGGUGACAUCGCCAACCAGGCUCUACGAAUGGUGAUGGAGGCAGCCACAGUAGGGGUGUCGGUCCUCAGCCUGUGUGUGAAGGGGGAUGCCCAUAUCAUGGCAGAGACUGGGAAGGUCUUUAAGAAGGAGAAAGACAUAAAGAAAGGCAUUGCCUUCCCCACCAGCGUCUCAGUCAAUAACUGUGUUUGCCACUUCUCUCCCCUGAAGAGUGAUCCUGACUACACACUUAAAGAUGGGGAUCUGGUAAAAAUUGACCUUGGCGUCCAUAUUGACGGCUUCAUUGCCAAUGUUGCUCAUAGCUUUGUUAUUGGAGCCACUAAGGAGACUCCAGUUACAGGCCGUAAAGCAGAUGUGAUCAAAGCAGCUCACCUUUGUGCAGAAGCUGCUCUGCGCCUGGUCAAACCUGGCAACCAGAACUCUCAGGUGACAGAGGCUUGGAACAAGAUUGCCCAGUCAUUCAAAUGUUCACCAAUCGAGGGUAUGCUGUCUCACCAGCUAAAACAACAUGUCAUCGAUGGAGAGAAAACUAUCAUUCAGAACCCCACAGACCAGCAAAGAAAGGACCACGAGAAGGCAGAGUUUGAGGUGCAUGAGGUAUAUGCUGUUGAUGUGCUGAUCAGUACUGGAGAAGGAAAAGCCAGGGAUGGAGGACAGAGGACAACUAUAUAUAAGAGGGACCCCAGCAAGCAGUAUGGACUGAAGAUGAAGACCUCCCGCAUGUUCUUUAGUGAGGUGGAACGACGUUUUGACACCAUGCCUUUCACCCUAAGGGCAUUUGAGGAUGAAGCUAAGGCCCGUCUGGGUGUGGUGGAGUGUGCCAAACAUGAGCUACUACAGCCUUUCAGCGUGCUCAAUGACAAGGAAGGAGAGUGUGUGGCUCAGUUUAAGUUCACAGUGCUGCUGAUGGCCAAUGGCCCACAUAGAAUCACCAAUGGACCCUUUGAGCCUGAGCUCUACAAGUCAGAGCACGAGGUGCAGGAUGCUGAACUCAUGACUCUACUACAGAGCUCAGCAAGUCGCAAAACACAGAAGAAGAAGAAAAAGAAGGCCUCCAAGACAGUUGAGACAGCUACUGGACAGCCGACUGAGGAGACUGAGGCUGCAGAGUAGAUUCUACCUGUCUUUGGGAAACACGCAAACUCAUACCAACACCCCAAAUAACAGAACAUUUAUAAUUAGGAAAGGAAAUUACAUAUUUGCCAAUUGUCAUGUUUUUUUUGUCCCCAUAUGUUUUUCUGGUUUUGAGCCCACAAAAUAAAUCUGAUGGAUCAAAUUAUGAUCUUUUAUUGGAUGCACCAAACUUGUGGAAUACACAUUUGUUGGUGUUCUAUGCCGUUCUGGGGAUUCUCAAGUCCAAACACAAACAUUCACAAAGUUAAAGCCUCACAUCUAAGUAAACAACUUUACUUUUCCACAGAGUUUAUCUGCUCUGACCAUUGAUACUGUAACUGGAAUGAAAAAUGGGGAAACAUGUUUUGGAUUAUUAACUUUUUUUUUUAAAUGUGUUUUUACACCUUACUGUUGGGUUAUGCACCUGACUGAAAAUCUUGCUACAUAGGUAAUAUGUUAUGAACUUUCUAAAUUAAAAUGGUAAAAACAAACUGUUAAGAAAUAUUGUUUUGGCUAAAUUGUUCACAAUGUCUUGCCAGUUAUAUAUGGGUUCAAAAUGUAUUAGACGCUUGAUAUGGCAGUGUUGUUAAUGGAAGAUGUUAUUAAUGAUUGCAUAUAAUUCACUAUAAUUCACUUUAUGUGGAGUAUCAUUUAGUCUACAGAAUUCCAGAACCAACACCCAGCCUCCCUUUUGGAACACUGCUACACCUACUGCCAUCAGAUAUUAACCAAAUGUAUUUGAAAUCCCUUUAAAAUACUUUUACAGUUUAAAGUUUAUCUGUAAAGAUUAAAUUACAUUAUGGAUUUAGGGGGAAAACCUUAUCUACUAUUUAAAUGGUCCUGCGUGUUCUCAUCUGAUGAGUCGAUGUUGAUGACAUAAAGAAUGCAGCUGAAGGAAACAAAGUCAAAUUAAAGUCAGCACAUGUAAAAAGUGCUUUACAAUCUGACAAGAUCUGAAUGAGAAGAGUCCAGAUCGUCUGUGUCCCCCAACCCUGAGCUUCUUGAUUUAUAUCUGUUUUGCUGUUGGGCUUUUAUAAAAUGAAAUAAAUCGAUUACAUUUAUAUUCA